Penicilliopsis zonata CBS 506.65 is the source of this 1707-nucleotide messenger RNA. RefSeq lists its product as hypothetical. Gene Ontology annotation, cellular component: plasma membrane. Bases 1 to 1707 code for a protein of 568 amino acids. Gene Ontology annotation, biological process: copper ion import; intracellular iron ion homeostasis; iron ion transport. Lineage: Eukaryota; Fungi; Ascomycota; Eurotiomycetes; Eurotiales; Aspergillaceae. Gene Ontology annotation, molecular function: ferric-chelate reductase activity. The transcript is spliced from 6 exons. The record is from RefSeq and is a predicted model, not a curated record.
AUGUUGCCCUGGCUGGAUUCGCCCGUCAAGCUCCAUUCCGACAGAGCAGACACCUCCUGCGGCACCUUGACGCCAGAACAAUGUGCCUACCGUCGGGGAUACUGGCGGCACUGGUAUACAGCUGAUCAUGUCUACGCGCUGUCAACCAUCUACUUUCUCUGUGCCAUGACAGGCGUCUUCAUCCUCGCCCAUUUUUCCAGACACGCGUCUCCCCGAGUGAAAGAUACUGGUUUCUGGCGAAAGACGGUUGCUCUUUUGCGAUAUUGCUCAUAUAGAGGCUUCCGCGUCUCGAAACUCAGAUACUGGUCGCCUCCGUUAGGCGUGAUCCUCGUCAUCGCAACGGGGGCAGUCUUCUUCUUCAGCAUGGCACUCGGCCCCAAGCCGUACUAUUGGCCGAAUACAAAAACCGUGACCUACGGGGGCAGCCCGCCCAUCGCCACAAGAUCAGGCUUCAUGGCGCUCGCCCUGCUUCCUUUCGUGAUGCUUCUUGCCUCCAAGACGAAUCUGGUGACUGCGUUCACCGGUGUUUCCCAUGAAAAGCUCCAGAUCUUCCAUCACUGGGCAAGUUACGCCAUGUUCGUCCUCGCCUUGAUGCAUACCUUUCCGUUCAUCGUGUAUAACAUCAAGAUCGGGGAUUUGGUGGACCAGUGGAAGACGCAAGUGACAUACUGGACCGGCGUGGCGGCUUUGAUCCCCCAGGCAUGGUUGACCUUUAUGUCUAUUCCUUUUUUCCGGAAUCGCUUCUACGAGCUGUUCAAAGGAACGCACUUUCUCGCCGCCCUGCUCUUCAUCCUCUUCCUCUUCUUCCACUGCGACUUUAUCCUUUCGUCCUGGGACUAUUUCAUCGCCAUGGCCACUCUGUACUCCUCCUGCUGGCUCGCUGCCACCGUCAAGACAUUCAUCUUCGGCAUCCAUACCGCCCAUCUCGAACCGACCUCCUCGGGGCUUCUGCGGCUGAGCAUCCCGACAGUCAUGGGAUGGAAGGCAGGCCAGCAUGUUUUCCUUCGAUUCUGCACGGGAGGCCAUAUUCUCACGGCGCAUCCGUUCACCAUCUCUUCCUCAUCGCCCGGGCAGUUUGUCGAGGAGAAGAUGCCGGUCAAGAUGAACGAAAUGGUCUUCUACAUUGCUGUUAACAAGGGACUCACUGCCCGACUAGCCACGCUGGCGUGCAAGUCAUCGCCGACAGUCCCCGUGUACAUCGAGGGUCCCUACGGGGGUCCGUCCAGCUCUGACUUUUCCCGAUUCGAUACCGUGCUCAUCGUCUCCGGAGGGUCUGGAGCGGGAUUCUCCAUCGGAUUGCUGGAAGAGAUCCAGAAAGCCAAGAGCGGGACCAAGUGUCGGGUGGUGUAUGCGACACGCACCACGAAGAUGGCACAGUGGUAUAUUGAGGAAAUGGAGAGAGCGGAUCCAGCAGGGACCUGUGCUUUCUCCGUCCAUGUCACCCGCGACGAAGAGGCGAAGGCGCAAGUGACGGAAACGAAACGCGUUACGGUCGGGGCGAGCGAUUCGCAGAUCCAGUACGCCCGACCCGACAUCCCUUCUGUCAUCUCUGCUCUCGGCAACGAAGCAAACGGCAGGAUCGCCAUCUUCACCUGCGGACCGAGAGAAAUGCUGUACGACGUGCGACGGGGGGCGGCAGCAGCGCAGUGGAAAGUAUGGCAGGGGGCCUUGCAAGAGGUGUAUCUCCAUUCAGAGGCUUUUGAGUAA